Molecule: messenger RNA, 1490 nt
Organism: Neltuma alba
Lineage: Eukaryota; Viridiplantae; Streptophyta; Magnoliopsida; Fabales; Fabaceae
Product: serine/threonine protein phosphatase 2A 59 kDa regulatory subunit B' eta isoform-like
Exons: 1
Coding region: 165-1475 (436 amino acids)
Biological process (GO): signal transduction
Cellular component (GO): protein phosphatase type 2A complex
Molecular function (GO): protein phosphatase regulator activity
Source: RefSeq, a predicted model, not a curated record
GACAUUCGGGCAAGAUGUGUGUGAUAAGUUCAGCACAUGAACUUGUGUCAUUGAGGAAGGUUACAUGAAUAUUGGUUUAUUCGGCACAACAGACGAAGACGUGUGGUGCACAAGCCUAAGGGGUUAGUAUUUCAGAUUUCUGGCAGGUGUUAAUUCUAUGAAUUAUGUUCAAACAAAUAUUCAGUAAGCUUCCUCGAAAGUCGUCUAAAUCCACUGAAUAUCGGGAACAAGGUGGAAGUGGAAGCCCUGCAAUUCAUUCAAAUGCUUCGUCUACCUACAGAAACAAUGAUCUUGGGAGCAGCAAGUCUGGAAAUUCUUCCGUAUUGGCAGCCCCUUAUUCUGCUUUAAAUGCAGGACAGCAUCAUGGUAACAGAGUUUCCCAGGCUGUGAAUGUAAAUCUGACAGGGAAUUCGGUGCCUCCCUCUUAUGAAGCAUUACCUGCGUUCAGGGAUGUUCCUAAUUCUGAGAAGCUGAACUUGUUUAUUAAAAAGCUGAAGAUGUGCUGUGUUGUGUUUGACUUCACUGACCCAACGAAGCACACCAAAGAAAAGGAAAUUAAGCGGCAGACCUUGGUAGAAAUGGUAGACUAUGUGACUUCUGCCAGUGGUAAGUUCCCAGAAAUUGUAAUACAAGAAGUUGUAAAAAUGGUGUCUGUAAAUAUAUUCAGGACGCUUAGUCCUCAGCCGCGCGAGAACAAGUUUGUUGAAGCCCUAGAUGUGGAGGACGAGGAGCCUUCCAUGGAUCCUGCUUGGCCUCACUUGCAAAUUGUGUAUGAGCUUUUUCUAAGAUUUGUGGCAUCACCUGAGCUGGAUGCUAAGUUGGCUAAAAGAUAUAUUGAUCAGUCCUUCAUAGUGAAGCUUUUGGAUUUGUUUGACUCUGAAGAUCCUAGAGAACGGGAAUAUUUAAAAAUGACUCUGCACCGCAUUUACGGGAAAUUCAUGGCUCAUCGCCCUUUCAUCAGGAAAGCUAUCAAUAACAUCUUUUAUCGUUUUAUUUUUGAGACAGAGAAGCAUAAUGGAAUUGCUGAAUUUUUGGAAAUUCUGGGGAGCAUCAUCAAUGGUUUUGCACUACCAUUGAAAGAGGAGCAUAAACUGUUUCUUGUUCGUGUACUUAUUCCCCUGCACAAACCAAAAUGCUUAGCUAUGUACCAUCAACAAUUGUCUUAUUGCAUUACCCAAUUCGUGGAGAAAGAUUGCAAGCUUGCUGAUACCAUUAUCCGGGGAUUGUUGAAGUACUGGCCAAUAACAAAUAGUUCAAAAGAAGUGAUGUUCCUGAGUGAGUUAGAAGAAGUCUUGGAAGCAACUCAAUCUCCAGAAUUCCAACGUUGUAUGGUGCCAUUGUUUCGCCGGAUAGCACAGUGUUUGAAUAGUUCACAUUUCCAGGUAUGGUGUUUCAAUGUUUUGCUCCUGUUUGUUUCACCUCAUCAUGAUUCUAAGUGGGCAUUACAGUUAAGUUUUGAUGGGGGUUUACAUUAGCGAUCUCUGUGAUCC